This is a messenger RNA of Akanthomyces muscarius, 498 nucleotides long. RefSeq lists its product as uncharacterized. The transcript is spliced from 3 exons. Gene Ontology annotation, biological process: carbohydrate metabolic process. Bases 1 to 498 code for a protein of 165 amino acids. NCBI's taxonomy places the organism in Eukaryota, Fungi, Ascomycota, Sordariomycetes, Hypocreales, Cordycipitaceae. Gene Ontology annotation, molecular function: chitin binding. The record is from RefSeq and is a predicted model, not a curated record.
AUGGGAGCCUCUCGGAAACCAUCUUCCUCAGCAACUGGACUAUGCGGCUACUCCCCAAAGGAAUGCGGUAGUGAUUAUUCUUCCAACUGCAAUGCAAAGGCAGAAUGUGGCCAGUACGGCGCACCUGGGAAACAAAACUGUCCAUUGCGGGUUUGCUGCUCCGUGUUUGGAUUCUGUGGCUCGACGGCUGACUUCUGCGAGAAGAAGUGCCAAAAAGACUUUGGUGGCUGUGGCAAAGUCAAGCGCCCAUCCUGCGGCACGGCCUCUGGUACCACAGAUGGCGUAUCCAUUGGCUACUACGAAUCUUGGUCAAACACUCGCAAGUGCCAGUCCGUCUCCCCCGAGGACCUGAACCUGCGUGGGUUUACCCAUAUCAACUUUGCUUUCGUUUUUUUUCAUCCUCAAACUUAUGAGAUUGUCCCCAUGAACAAGAAAGCGGGCGACUUAUUCCACAGGUUCACAAAGCUCAAGGAGAAGAAGCCAGGCCUGCAGACAUGA